This is a messenger RNA of Strongyloides ratti, 1053 nucleotides long. RefSeq lists its product as hypothetical. The coding region runs from base 1 to 1053 and encodes 350 amino acids. The transcript has a single exon. The record is from RefSeq and is a predicted model, not a curated record. NCBI's taxonomy places the organism in Eukaryota, Metazoa, Nematoda, Chromadorea, Rhabditida, Strongyloididae.
AUGAGUGAACCAUUUUUUGAAACUAAAAUGGAUGAAAAUGUUACACUUAAUGAGGAUUCACUAAAUAUUCCUCAAUUUGAAGAUUUAACUAUUACUGGUGACGAAAUUGGUAACAACAAUAAAGAGGGAAGACCGCAAAUUCCAAUUUUGUCAGAAACAAUCUCACCAUUUGAUGUCACUUCUCAAGUUACCGGUCAAUCAGAAAUUUCAAUGUCUUUUGAUAGCGAGAACAAAGACAAUGAUCAUGUAAACAAAAGAAAACCAAUUUCAAUAUUAAUGAAAAAUAAUCCAGGUAGCAGAAUGGCUAAUAAUGAACGAGGAAAUACCAACAAACGUCUUUUUUCUGAAAAAUUUAAUAACGAUGGAAGAAAAUCUCAACAUCAAAAAAAACCCAAAAAAGAUGAUUCAAAAAUUCUUCAAAUUCUCAGUACUCCACAGAUAUUUCCAGCUAAUCUAUCAACUAUGGAAUUUACCAUUGAUUUCAAUAAUAUUGUUUAUAUUGGAAGUAGAAAAUCCAUAUACUCUCCAAUGCAUGAUGGAGCACCUUUUAAUUAUUUUGGUAAAAAAUCCUCCUCUGUGGAUGAUGUUUAUCAGGAACAUAAAUUAAGAAAGCUUUGUGGAAAUGAAUUUGCCAUGAAAUAUUAUGACUAUAAAACACUUGAUGCAAAAAGAAAUUUUAUUCGUAACUCAUUAAAAUUUUCUAAAGUUACAAAAAAUCAAGUUAUUGACUGGAAAAAUGAAGAAGGAUUUGAUGUUAUUUUUAAUGCAACAUUUGAAAAAUUUUUCCAAAAUGAAGAAUUACUUAAUAAGAUGAAGGAUGACAAAGAUAAAUUGAUUGUCAAUAUAUAUGGUGAUGAUCCUAUUGAUGGAUGUGGUGAUUUUAAUUUAUUUACUACUUGGAUUGAAAAUAAUAAAGGGAAAAAAUGUGUUUUACCUGCUCAAAUCAAUCCAACCAACCUUGAUUAUUUUCCAACUUUUGGGGGUGGGAAAAACAUUCAAGGUGUUAUGGUAAUGUUGGUCAGAUAUCAAAUUUCAAUCGAAAAAGAUUGGUAA